AUGAACUGCUCGUUCGACGCUUGGCGCAAGUUGGGACUGCUCGUCUCCAGUGAUGAACUGCUCGUUCGCCGCCUAGUGCAAGCUGGGACUGCUCGUCUGAAGGAUAGAUUACAAAUAGUGUUUUGUCAGGUUAAGAAGAUGAAAAAUUUUGCAACUGCAUCCGGAGGUGCAACCCAUAUUGUUGAAAGUAGUAAUAUAGCGUUUAGAAGACAUCAAGAAAUAACAAGUACUGAAGGGACUUUAUCUUAG
This is a messenger RNA of Funneliformis caledonium, 249 nucleotides long. The record is from the annotation of a GenBank genome assembly. NCBI's taxonomy places the organism in Eukaryota, Fungi, Glomeromycota, Glomeromycetes, Glomerales, Glomeraceae.